AUGCAUUCUCCUUCAUCAUGCAAAGCGUCGUGGGAUAGGUUGCCUAGCGAAAUCCGCCUUCUCAUCCUUCAAAGUUUGAUGCAAGAUGGCUCUACGCUAGCUUGCCUGGCCGCCGUAUCUCGAGCGUGGCAGACUGACAUCGAGCGAUACAAUUUUAGUCGCAUCAGAUUGACCCCAUCGCGCCUCAUGGACUUUCGUUCCAUGGUCCCUCGCAAUCAAGCUCUCGUCCGCUAUGUCUGGUUCUGCUUGGAACUGGAUGGCUAUGAUUGCACUCAGUGUGCUCCUAGGAAUGGAGUGCUCACAGGAGAGGAGGUGGAAGAUGCGAUGAAUGUUAGCGACACAGAACACUGUCCUAUUACCACGGCCUUUCAGGGUUUGUUCUCGACUCUCAGUGGAUGGAACCAAGCCAGCGAAUUAAUGCUUGACAUUAGCAUUUACUCGCCUAGUGACGCUCAACAUUGGUUUCCCUAUCUGACCUUUAUGCCUGAUAACCCUUCCGAUAGGCUACAUGGUCGUGGCCUAGAGCCGGCCACAAUAAACCAAGGCUAUCAUGACCCUCCCCACGGCUGGGUUGAUGGUUUUCGACACUCAGCUCCACCUCGGGCAGCGGUCAAUAAAGUUUUCUAUCCUAUCAUGGAGGAGGGACCGUUUGGUAGCGAACAGUCAGAAAUCGAAUGGUGGAAUCAGCUCCCUUCAGUCUCCGCCGUCACGAGUAUACUUCUCCGGCAACAGAAUCGCCUCUAUUAUGAGCCAUGGAGGGAGUGGGACGUUUUCCAGCGCCAUACAGAUAAGGAAUAUCUAUAUCUUUUCGAGUCGAUCCAACAUGACCAUUAUCCUCUUAAAAGGUUGGUGGUCUUUGAGAACUUUAACCAACAGUACCCAGUAUUUAUGCAACGAUUUUAUCAAGGGGAGGAUUUGGCCGAGUGCGACAGUAUUCGUAACCCAUCCCCAGCUGUUAGCCGAACGAUUGCAAUCACCAGCCUCCCGCUAGAGCAUCUCGCCGCCUCCUUCAUUGUAGAGGCUCGCCAUUUCUUCGAAAUUGACCCGUCUUGGGAGUGGCCCAAACUAACCUCGCUGGUAUUGACUUCCCGACUCCUCAAGCCAGAAGAGGAUUCUACCAAGAUAGGCGCUCUACUACAGGCAGCGGCGGUAGCGGCUCUUAGGAUGCCACGGCUAGAAACCAUGGAUAUCUGGAACGGACAAAAGGGACUGGCGGCGCUUUUCCAGUAUCGCGUGAACCGCGUUUCAAAGCAAGCCAGAAUUCUUUGGAGGGGCACAUGGAAUUAUGACAUAGUACCCUCUGUCCUUCAGGCUUGGGAAGCCGUCGGAGAUCUACAUGCCACUUGGAAUCUCGAUAUGGUCCAGGAACAGGUGGAUAAAGCUGCCAUCCGGUCACAUGGUGAUGCCUUGCACCACCUAAUGCUCUCUGGCCAAGCCAUUCGGUCUGUCUCGUUGCAGCAGAUCCGGAGGGAACAAAAGUGUCUGGAGGGUGUGGAGAUUUUGCCGUGA
This is a messenger RNA of Fusarium mangiferae, 1509 nucleotides long. RefSeq lists its product as uncharacterized. Lineage: Eukaryota; Fungi; Ascomycota; Sordariomycetes; Hypocreales; Nectriaceae. Bases 1 to 1509 code for a protein of 502 amino acids. Gene Ontology annotation, molecular function: protein binding. The record is from RefSeq and is a predicted model, not a curated record. The transcript has 3 exons.